Molecule: messenger RNA, 1056 nt
Organism: Ornithodoros turicata
Lineage: Eukaryota; Metazoa; Arthropoda; Arachnida; Ixodida; Argasidae
Exons: 1
Coding region: 1-1056 (351 amino acids)
Molecular function (GO): zinc ion binding; nucleic acid binding
Source: RefSeq, a predicted model, not a curated record
AUGUCACCGUUCUUUAUCGAGAAGGCGGUGGCAUCACUGUCUAAGCAUGUAACCGAAAUCAAGCGGAUGCGAUCGGGUGACUUACUCAUAAAAUGCACUUCCGAAACUGACUGUGACACUAUCUUGAAUGCACAUGACAUGUUAGGCAAAAGAAUUUCAGCAUCUUUGCAUAAAACACUAAACACCAGUCGAGGCGUCAUCUCUGUAUCUGAACUUAUUGAUGUUCCUGUGGAAGAAAUUCUUAUAAACUUGAAAGACCAGGAUGUGAUAGAUGUUCGUAAAAUAAAGAUCAGGAAGAACAACGAAUACAUUACAACACGAAAUAUCAUACUUACCUUUGAUCGUCCCACUCUACCAGACAAGUUGAAAGUUGGAUAUCUCUCAGCUGAUGUGCGGCCAUACGUCCCAAACCCAUUGCGCUGCUUCCGCUGUAAUAGGUUUGGGCAUGCUGCAGACUCCUGCCGUGGCUCCGCCUGCUGUGCACGAUGUGGCAAGUCUGAACACGAAACAAAGGAAUGCAAAGGGCCAGACUGCUGCGUUAACUGUUCUUCCAACCACCCAUCCUACUCGAGGUCAUGUACAAAGUGGAAAUAUGAAAAAGAAGUCCUGCACGUCAAGGUUACACAGAACAUCAAUUACCCAGAAGCCAGAAAAAAAGUAGCUCCCAUCUUUUUUGAAAAAUCCUUUGCCACAGCCGUAAAACAGAAAGUAAAACUUGUCACACAGUCCACGCAGACCGAACCACCAACGACCACGCAGACAAACACAAGUGAGGUUCGAGGAGGUGCAGAUCCACCUCCAACUCCCGAAAUUCCUGUGGCGUCACUAACACCGACGCCACUUCUGUCCUCACAGUCCACGGAGGUAACAUCCAUGGAUUGCGAGGACGAGACGAGCUCUGAGCGCUCCUUUGCGAGCACGAGCUCCCAAGCCCCCAAAAAGAACAGGUCUAGUCUGUCGGGGUGUGGGUCACUCCCCGACAUAUCUGAUAAGGAGCUUGCGGCUGCGCGGAAGAAAUCCACAAGGCCGCGGGUCACACCCCCAACAAAAAAAUAG